Molecule: messenger RNA, 2727 nt
Organism: Penicillium brevicompactum
Lineage: Eukaryota; Fungi; Ascomycota; Eurotiomycetes; Eurotiales; Aspergillaceae
Product: M28 family metallopeptidase
Exons: 3
Coding region: 1-2727 (908 amino acids)
Molecular function (GO): carboxypeptidase activity
Source: RefSeq, a predicted model, not a curated record
AUGCUGCGUAAUGAAGUUGCCGAGACGUGGGUCGUCCGGGGGGGCGUGUCUGCCUACUCUUCUCUCAACCUCCCUCCCCUGAACACCAUCGACUUACCUGGGCACUAUCGAUGGGGUGUCGGACGCUCAUUUGUCACUCCAUUAGAUCAUGAUCUACCCGACCCCAUCAUAUCCCUGCUACAGCUCCCCGGAGCCGACUAUCCACCAUGGGCGACGAGAAGUUUGAUUAUCAAGCCGUCCCCAUCCCCUCUUACGCAGAAGCCACCGGUCAACCCUCCUCCUCUCGAUCAGAUCUCGGUGAUGGAACCGACCUGGAACGGGAGGGUCUCCUCGGUCGCGAGAACCGUCGCGAUGCCCCCCCGUGGCUAUCAACCUCCCACCGUGGAAUCCGCGCGCACCAGUCUCGAUGACCUCGAAUCUGCCGCCUCCCACUCGGAUCGGGGUUCGACCGAAGAGCUACGGAGAGAGCUUGACCAGAUGGAUGUGGACGAUUCAGGCACCUCUCGUGCGCUGUCCACCAUACAACGUCCCUUCCAACGAUACAUGCCCCGUUUCCGUUUCACAGUCAACUUGGAGGAGACGAGAGCCCGGUUGAAGGAUCAGGGUUGUAUCAUGCUUUUACGGCUGUUCGCUCUCUUGCUGGUGGUCUCCCUGGUCUAUGUGUUCUUUAUCGCCGAUAUCUUCAAUCUCAACAGUCGUAUGGCCAUGGGACAACAAUAUAGUGCUGCGUCUGUCGAGAACUUCAUACAGGGCCAUAUCAACGAAACCAAUAUCGCCGAGAACCUGCGCAGAGUGACCAACUAUACCCACGUUGCCGGAACCGAGGGCAGCUUUGCGCUAUCCCAACUAAUCGAGCAAGAGUUCCACAAGGCUGGCUUAGACGAAGUCUCACGGGAGGAGUUCCAGGUCUACCUCAACUAUCCACGCCAGGACGGCAGACGAGUGGCUAUUAUCGACCCACCCAAUCUGGCCUGGGAGGCGAAGCUUGAAGAGGACAACGCCAAAGACCUCGUCUUCCACGGACAUUCGAAAUCCGGCAACGUUACCGGACAUUUGGUUUACGCCAACUACGGCUCUCGCGAAGACUUCAAGUUGCUCGCAGACAAGGGCAUAUCACUCCAAGGCGCGAUCGCUUUAGUUCGCUACUACGGGACUGAGUCCGAUCGCGCCUUGAAGAUCAAGGCCGCCGAAUUGGCUGGUGCUGCCGGCUGCAUCAUCUACUCCGACCCUGCCGAAGAUGGAUUCGUCAAGGGUCCAGCCUAUCCCGAAGGCCGGUACAUGCCAAGUGAUGGCGUGCAAAGAGGCGGGGUCAGCAUGAUGUCGCAGGUGGUAGGAGAUGUUCUCUCCCCCGGAUGGGCAUCUACGCCCGGAGAAAAGCACCGCUUAUCUCCGCCGGACAGUCUCGGCUUGCCUAAGAUCCCCAGUCUUCCCAUCGCUUGGCGUGACGCCCAACCACUUUUGCAGAGUCUAAAAGACCAUGGCUCCAAGGUACCCAAGGAGUGGGUGGGUGGUGUGCCCAAAGUGGAUUGGUGGACUGGUGACCAAAAUUCCCCAGUCGUUCACCUGAUGAACCUGCAGGAUGAAGUAGAACGGCAGCCAAUCUACAAUAUACAUGCUAAAAUCAUUGGAAUGGAUGAGCGCGACAAGAAAAUCAUUGUCGGCAACCAUCGCGACUCAUGGUGCAUGGGCAGCGUUGACCCUGGGAGUGGCACCGCUACGUUCCUGGAGGUAGUACGUGCCUUUGGCGAGUUGCUCACUUAUGGUUGGCGGCCGAUCCGCACCAUCGAGUUUGUUAGCUGGGACGCCGAAGAGUACAACCUGAUUGGCUCAACAGAGCAUGUCGAGAAGGAGAUUGAAGACCUCCGAGCGAAUGCAUACGCCUAUCUCAACGUUGAUGUAGGCGUGGCCGGGCCUGACUUCCGAGUAUCGGCGUCGCCUGUCUUUGAGCGCACUGUGAUGCAGAUCCUGGGCCGUCUCUCAGACCCCUAUUCGAAUGCCACCUUGAAGGAUCUUUGGGAGAAAAAGGGCUCAAAGAUCACUCCUCUUGGCGCUGGAAGCGACUAUGUCGCAUUUCAGGAUAUCGCCGGCACCUCGAGCAUUGAUUUUGGAUUCGAGGGCGAGCCUUACCCAUACCACAGCUGCUACGAGUCUUAUGACUGGAUGGUCAAGAAUGUCGACCCUGACUUCCAGUACCACAAGAUUCUGGCUCAAUUCUGGGGGCUUCUUCUGCUUGAUCUCUCGGAAAAUCUCAUGCUACCGUUUGAUAUGGAAGCUUACGGUAGCUCUGUUGACGGAUGGGUCAAAGACUUGGAUACGUAUGUCAAGUCCAAGAAUGCCAAGGUGGACUUGCAGCCCAUGUUUAAUGCCUCGGCGGAACUGAAGGCCAACACCGUUCAAUUCCAGUCAUGGAACAAUAUCUGGCAUGACACUGUGUGGGGAAUGGGAGGUUAUGAGAGCAAUGUCAUGGCCGUUCAACGAGUCAAUCACAAUGCUCGAAUGGCCGCAUUUGACACCAACCUACUAGACUUGGCAGAAGGCGGAGGUAUUCCCAACCGCACACAAUUCCGACACGUCAUAUUUGGUCCAGAGUUGUGGUCCGGCUACGAUGCCGCGCUCUUCCCUGCUAUCCGAGAUAGCAUCGACACAGGAGAUUGGAAGCUGGCCCAGCACUGGAUCGACCGGGUCGCCGAAAUCAUCCGACAUGCCAGCGAUAAACUUCUUCACUAA